Molecule: messenger RNA, 1845 nt
Organism: Ceratosolen solmsi marchali
Lineage: Eukaryota; Metazoa; Arthropoda; Insecta; Hymenoptera; Agaonidae
Product: cytochrome P450 307a1
Exons: 2
Coding region: 208-1845 (545 amino acids)
Molecular function (GO): monooxygenase activity; oxidoreductase activity, acting on paired donors, with incorporation or reduction of molecular oxygen; heme binding
Source: RefSeq, a predicted model, not a curated record
GUGUGUGUGUGGACCGAGAUCGGGGGUAGUCGAGGACGAGGCGGUCCGCGAGGAGGGCGAGCCCCGGGAAAACGGUAGGGGGCAGAGAACCGAGCGGCCGCCCGAAAGGAGAUCGCGGCGGUGGGUGCGCGCCGUCCUUGAGGUUGACCUUGGCCAGAGCGGUAAGCGGUCCGAGAGCGCGGCAUUAAACGCCCGCGGGGGCCGAACAUGGCCGUGGUCGCGUUCUGGCUGCUCCUCGGCUGCGCGGCGAUCCUCUCCCUCGGGCUCGCGUUCCUGCCGCAUCUGCUGCGCCGCAUCAAGGACCUCCUGCGGGAGAAGGCCGCGGGCGGACCGGUCCCCGAGGGCCCCCAGGACGAGGAGGCCAAGCGAUGCCUGAAGGGCCCGAGGGCUCUGCCCCUCCUCGGCAGCUUGCAUAGGCUCGCGGGGCCCGCGGGUCCCUUCGGCGCCUUCACCGCCAUGGCGCACGAGUACGGUGAGAUCUACGAGAUACAACUGGGCGUCUCGCGGUGCGUCGUCGUCAGCAGCUACAGACUGGUCAAGGAGGUGCUCAUCACCAAGGGCAGCCACUUUGGGGGCAGGCCGGACUUCAUGAGAUUCCAUCAGCUCUUCGGCGGCGACCGCAACAAUUCUCUAGCUUUAUGCGAUUGGUCGGAUCUUCAACGUAAGCGGCGAUCGAUUGCUCGUAGUUUUUGCUCUCCUCGUGGUGGCAGUUCUCAGCAAGAGGAACUAUCUCGUGUCGCCGUCGACGAAAUGUUACAGCUUCUCAAUGUCUUAAGCCACCAAGCGAAUGCUCCAAUCCUCAAAGGUGAGCGUCCGGUCAAACCUGUAAUUCUUACAGCGAUCGGCAAUAUGUUCACUCAAUAUAUGUGCUCUACACGCUUUGGUUAUUAUGAUGAGAAAUUUAAUCGAGUUGUACGCAUCUUCGAUGAAAUAUUUUGGGACAUCAACCAAGGUUAUGCCGUGGACUUUUUGCCUUGGCUCAAGAUUUUUUACACUCGACACAUGCAUCGUUUGAAUAACUGGGCAACUGAGAUACGUAGCUUUAUUCUCAAACAAAUAAUUGAGCCUCGCCGCGCGAGCUUGGACUUGGAAAAUGGAGUGCCCCGGGACUUCACCGAUGCUCUGUUACUUCAUCUAGAAAGUACAGAGUCCGAGCUCUCCUGGCAACAUAUUAUUUUCGAAUUGGAAGAUUUUUUGGGUGGGCACUCGGCAAUCGGAAAUUUGGUUAUGAUGAUUUUAGCCAAUGCAGUUUCGCAUACCAAUGUCCAGGCGAAGAUUCAAGAGGAAUGUGACGCCGUCCUAAAUCAAAAGUCCAAUGUUAAUGGUUUGAAGCUGGUUUCGUUAAAUGAUAGACUGAGCAUGCCUUAUACGGAGGCUGUAAUUUGGGAAACGCUUAGAGUCUCGAGUUCGCCAAUUGUGCCGCACGUAGCCACUUGUGAGACGGAUAUUGGCGGAUAUCCGAUUGCAAAAGAUACCGUCAUCUUCGUCAACAAUUAUGAUCUGAAUUUGGGCGAAUCUUAUUGGGGACAAGAUUGCAAGGAAUUUCGGCCGGAGAGAUUCUUAAAGCAAGCGGAACAAGAUCAUACAAUGGUUACAAGAGUCAUGAGACCCGAGCAUUUCGUGCCUUUCUCCACUGGUAAGAGGACCUGCAUAGGUCAGAGAUUAGUGCAAGGAUUCGCAUUCAUAGUCGUCACAGGACUUUUAUCGCGAUUCGAUAUAAGUGCGCCAUUUAAAGCGGACAUCAAAAGUAAAAUACAGCCAAGUUGCGUGGCCGUACCUCCAGAUUGCUUUAACCUCGUAUUUACACCCAGAAAAACCGUCUCUUCGAACAGUUCUGCACUCUAA